Macrosteles quadrilineatus (aster leafhopper) is the source of this 1635-nucleotide messenger RNA. Its product is annotated as origin recognition complex subunit 5-like. NCBI's taxonomy places the organism in Eukaryota, Metazoa, Arthropoda, Insecta, Hemiptera, Cicadellidae. The record is from RefSeq and is a predicted model, not a curated record. The transcript is spliced from 11 exons. Gene Ontology annotation, biological process: DNA replication initiation; DNA replication. Gene Ontology annotation, molecular function: DNA replication origin binding; ATP hydrolysis activity. Bases 192 to 1535 code for a protein of 447 amino acids. Gene Ontology annotation, cellular component: nuclear origin of replication recognition complex; nucleus.
GGUGUAGCCGUGUAGGUUCUAGGUUGUAGAGAAUCGAUACAGUACAGUAACAUUUUAAUUAAAACAUGGACAACAUGGUUAGUCUAUGACAGUGUGUGUAACAGUAUCAUCAACCAUCCUGAUCGAAAUGAAAUUCUGAAGAUGCAGUCCUAAAGUGGAGGAGGAAUUCGGUAGGCCAUUAAUAACUUAAUAUGAGUUCCAAACAAAUGGAUUGUGACGAUUUUGAGGAGGAAGACGAUGAGAUGAUAAUGGCCUUGGAAACUAUUGAGACACUAAAUCAAAUGUACCCUGGCAGACAGAAACAGAUAGAACUUCUGUACAACUUGCUAGGAACUGCUGGUGACCCUCUACCAGAGUGUAUUUACAUCUACGGAGACACAGCUACUGGCAAAACACAAGUGGUUCAAGCUUUGCUUAACCUAGCUUCGCUGCAGUUUGCGUUCGUCAACUGCAUCGAGUGCUACACACCUCGUCUGCUAUUAGAGCCUAUCUUGGACGGCCUGCUAGAUGGAGAGUACACAAAGGAUUCUGGGAAUGAGAAAUGUGACAACAUGAUGGUCCUUGUCAAACAGCUCAAGAUAGCUGCCCAAAAGCAACAACUGAGGGAUAAGUCGUGCGUUAUCGUCCUGGACAACUGUGAGCGACUUUUUGACCUUGGCGAUCAUUACUUCCAAGCGUUCCAGAAGCUCCAAGAGCUCACGAACAUGCCCCAUCUGUGUGUGGUAUUCAUUAGUCAAAUCCUACCAGAGAAACACACUACGUUUGUCCCUCAUUUGAGGGUUUUCUUUCCCCAGUAUACCAAAGAUGAUGCUAUGAAGAUCCUGAUGACAGUAAGUCCUGAAGCUGAAGAUGAAAAAGAAUUAUUCAACCAGUUUAGUAGACUUUUCCUGGAUAUCUUCUACCUAGCUACAAGAGAUUUGAACGAGUUAAAACACCAAUUGGUAGCAUUGUACCCAAAGUACGUAGAGCCGAUCAAAUCUGGCAGUGUCAAUCCCACGGAUCAUGUGGCUCUUUACAAACAAGUCCUCCCUCACAUCCGUGCAUCACUGAGCAACGUCUAUUUAACUGGGGUCAGUCAAAAUGAAGAACAUUUGAAACCAGACAAGGUGUUAUCUACAAAAGUAGUACAGUCUCUGGAUCUUCCGUAUUACGCCAAGUAUUUCCUGAUAGCAGCAUUUCUAGCCUCAUAUAACUUGCCGAAAGAUGAUAAGAGACUUUUUGUGAAAAACCACGGAAAGAAAAAGAAAAGGUUGGUUCAAGAUCAGAAAAAGGAAAACACUAGCAAGGAGUUGUUGGGACCGAAGGUUUUCACGCUAGAUCGUCUACUGGCUAUCUUCUAUGCGAUUAUGGAAGAAAAAACACCGUUAAAUGCAAAUCUACUGGCACAGAUCACUUCAUUGGUCGAGCUGAGGUUGUUGGUGAAGCUAGGAGAUGAUCUGGACAAACCAAAGUAUAGAUGUGCCGUCGGAAUUGAAUGUGUUGAAGCGAUAUCUAGAACCCUUGACUUCAAUGUAAGGAAGUACAUGGUGCAUUAAUGAGAAACAAGACUUAAUAUUUGUGAUCUGUGUGGAUAAAAUGUGAUCUGAUUUUAACUCUAUUUUAAGUCAGUAAUGUAUUUAUUUUAAAUUACAAAGU